Messenger RNA from Malassezia sympodialis ATCC 42132, 1332 nucleotides. RefSeq names its product adenylosuccinate synthase (gene ADE12). Gene Ontology annotation, molecular function: adenylosuccinate synthase activity; GTP binding. Gene Ontology annotation, biological process: IMP metabolic process; 'de novo' AMP biosynthetic process. The record is from RefSeq and is a predicted model, not a curated record. Lineage: Eukaryota; Fungi; Basidiomycota; Malasseziomycetes; Malasseziales; Malasseziaceae. Gene Ontology annotation, cellular component: cytoplasm.
AUGGCUACGCUGCCCAAGCCGGACGAGUCGCCGCGAGGGCGAGUAAGUGUAGUUCUCGGGUCCCAAUGGGGCGAUGAGGGCAAAGGGAAGUUGACCGACAUGCUGGCCGGCGAGAUGGACAUCUGCGCUCGAUGUGCAGGCGGCAACAAUGCAGGCCACACCAUUGUGGCGCGCGUGGGUGCCGAGCAAGUUGAGACCAAGUUCGACUUCCACCUGCUCCCCUCCGGCCUGGUGAACCCCAAGUGCAUUGGCUUCAUCGGCACCGGUGUUGUUGUGCACAUUCCGUCGUUCUUCAGCGAGCUCGACACAAUCGAGAGAAAGGGCCUCAAGUGCGAGAACCGUCUGUUUGUGUCGGACCGUGCGCACCUGGUGUUUGACUUCCACCAGAUUGUUGACGGCCUGAAGGAAGUCGAGCUGGGUGGCAGCAGUAUCGGCACCACCAAGAAGGGUAUUGGCCCAGCUUACUCUAGCAAGGCGUCGCGCUCUGGUCUGCGUGUGCACCACCUUUACGACUUUGACACAUUCGCGGCCAAGUUCCGCACCCUCGUAGAGGGCCGCUUCAAGCGCUACGGCAACUUUGAGUACGACACCGAGGGCGAGAUCGCGCGCUACCGCGCCUUUGCCGAGCGCCUGCGCCCAUUCGUCGUCGACGGUGUGACAUUUAUCCACUCGAUGAUCCAGUCGAACCGUCGUAUCCUUGUCGAGGGCGCAAACGCCCUCAUGCUCGACCUGGACUACGGUACCUAUCCGUUCGUCACCUCGUCGUCAACCGGCAUCGGUGGUGUCUGCACGGGCCUGGGCAUCCCGCCGCAGGCGAUUGGUCCUGUGAUUGGUGUUGUAAAGGCGUACACGUCGCGUGUGGGUGCGGGUCCUUUCCCGACGGAGCUCAACGACGAAAUCAUGACUCACCUCCAGGAGGUGGGUGCCGAGUACGGUACAACGACGGGCCGCCGGCGCCGCUGCGGCUGGCUGGACCUGGUCAUGAUGCGCUACUCGUGCCUGAUCAAUGGCUACACGAGCUUGAACCUCACGAAGCUUGAUGUGCUUGACAACCUGCCGACUAUCAAGGUCGCCACCAACUACAUGGUCAACGGCAAGGAGCUGUCCAGCUUCCCAGCUGACCUGAACAUUCUAGCCAAAGUCGAGGUGCAGUACAAGACGCUCCCUGGCUGGCAGGGACCCAUCGCGGGCUGCACCGAGUACGAGCAGUUGCCCGAGACGUGCCGCGCGUACAUCGAGUUCAUCGAGUCGUUCCUGGGCGUGCACAUUGAGUGGAUCGGUGUGGGCCCCGGCCGCACCGCCAUGAUCCACCGCCCCAAUCCAUCAGCGUAG